UUUUUAUUACAUAACAGACACACAUUUGCCUGUUUAUCUGUUAUUUAAAUAGGAAGUACUUAUAGAGGUGUGGCUCAAUAAUAUCCGCAUUAAAGUGGGAACAGUGACAACCUUUUUCAUCUCAUCGACUGCGCUACAGCAGAAAACAACAACAUGGAAGGGCUCCUGGAUACAGAAGAGUUUUGCUGUUCAAUCUGCCUGGAUCUGCUGAAAGAUCCAGUCGCGAUUCCAUGUGGCCACAGCUACUGCAUGCUCUGCAUUAAUGAUUACUGGAAUCAAAAGGAUCAUUUGGGGAUUUUCAGCUGUCCCCAGUGUGCACAGACAUUCACUCCCAGGCCUGUUUUGAACAGAAAUACCAUGCUGGCAGAUGUGGUGAACAAGUUGAGGAAACUGGAGCUACCAGAUGAGCAGAUUUACAGCAACUUCAUGCCAGGUGAUGUAGCCUGUGAUUUCUGUACAAGUAUCAAACAAAAGGCUGUGAAGUCUUGCUUGGUAUGUUUGGCAUCUUACUGUCAGAAUCAUCUUGAAGCACACUACAAAUCUCCAGCCUUGAAGAAACACAAGCUGAUCGAAGCCUUGGCCAACAUACAGGAGAAGAUCUGUCCUCGUCAUGACAAAUAUUUAGAGAUAUAUUGUCGAACUGAUCAACAGUGCAUAUGUCUUUUAUGUGUGAUGGAUGAGCACAAGGGUCAUGAUGUCGUACCAGGAGAUGUGGAAAGUACAAAGAAACAGAAAGAAUUGGGCAUGACACGACAGAAAUACAAACUCAAAAUCCACUCGAAAGAGAAGGACCUAAUGGAGCUUAAACAGGCUGUAGAUGCCCUGAAAAUCUCUGCACAGACUGCUAUAGAAAAUGGUGAAAAGAUCUUCAGUGAGUUGAUGCAGUCCAUCGAAAGGAGGCAGUGUAAGUUCAGAGAUCUGAUCAGUGAUCAAGAGAAAGCUGCAGAGAGCAUGUUGCAGACACUGGAGCAAGAAAUCAAUGAGCUAAAACAGAGAGAUCGCGAGCUCGAGAUGCUUCUGAAGUCUGAAGAUCAGGUCCAUGUUCUUCAGAAUUGCAGUUCCUUCUUCUCUGGACUUCCUGACCCUCCGUUCACAAUAGCGUCACUUUCCGAUUUCGGCAAAGUAAACGAUGCGAUUUCUGUUUUAAAGAAGAAGCUUGAAGAUGUCUUUAAAGGGGAGUGGCUCAGGAUCCAUCAAGCAGCCAGAUCAAUGACGAUCCUUCACUGCACAGAGCCCAAAAUUAGAUCCGAGUUCCUGUACCAUUCCUGCCCACUGCAACUAAAUCCUUUAACAGCCCAUAAGGACCUCAGCUUGUCCAAGGGGAACAGAGAAGUGGCCGUCAGGAGCCGAGAGCAAUCCUGUCCCGACCACCCGGAGCGCUUUGAUUACUGGUGCCAGGUGUUGGGCACCGAGGGCCUGACCGGCUGCAGCUACUGGGAGCUAGAGUGGAGCGGGAUGGGAGUAAACAUUGCCGUCGCAUACAAAAACAUUGCCAGGAAAGGGGAAAGCAGUGAAGCGCACUUCGGUCACAAUGACAAAUCCUGGAGCUUAUUCUGCUGCAAGAAGAGUUACGCUUUCUGGUACAACGGGACUGUCAGUAAGAUCUCAGAGCCAGGCUCGUCAAAGAUCGGCGUUUAUCUGGAUCAUAAGGCUGGGACGCUUGCGUUUUACAGCAUUGAAGAGUCAAUGACUCUGCUCCACAGGUUUCAGACCACAUUCACACAGCCUCUCUAUCCUGGCUUUGAGUUUUCCUGCUAUGGUUCCUCGAUCAAGUUGUGCCAUUUGGAGUGAAGGCCCAGUAAAAAUUUGGCAAAAGAUUUAAGAUAAAAUAUGUUAACAAGUGCUGAAAGUGCUUUAUUAUUUAACUAUUAACCAACUAAAUCAUACUAACAGAUACGUUAAAUGUUAAAAUGAAGUUUAAUUUUAAACUAAUUUCGAGAGGAGCACGUGCUCAUGAUUGACACAGCUGGCCCACAGAAACUAAUUAUGAUCCUCUAAUCAAAGGAUCCCAAGUCGCUAUAUAUAUCAAUUUCAGUUUUACAACUAUCUUCGUCUGGAAGAAACCCCCCUCCUCUCCUUCUUCCACCUUUAUCCAGAAUGCGCAGCACGGUGGCCCAGUGAUUAGCACUGUUGCGUUGCCUCACAGCAAGAAUACCAAUAGCGUUGAGUCCUCGCUGGGUCAUCUGGUAUUUCUGUGCAGAGUUUGCAUUUUCUCCCCGUGUCAGUGUGGGUUUCGCCUGGGUAACCCGGUUUCCUCCCACUGUCCAAAUAUGCUCUAUAUUAUAAAUAAAAUAAGCCUAAUUUUUUUUCUAAUGUCUUACUCUCAGGAAGUUCACCUUGGCCUCAGCAGCGGGGGAGUUUGAGAUCACCUUGAGCUCAAUUUACCCUCACCCUGUGAAAGGGAGGAGCCCUGGGCCUGAGGAUCCCUUGAGCUCAGGGCUCUCUCUCGGGACAGCACGCCAAACAAGCUAUGUAUAAAUCAUAACUUAAGCGUGAAUUCUUGAACUGUUAUUUAGUAUAAUCAUAAAAGUGGUCAUACACUUCAUUUUUAAAAACUUAUAUCUGACAUAUGACUGAAACCUACGCAAUAAAAAUAUUGCUUAAAUUUAUUAAAUGGUCAACUUAUUCACAAUAUCUACCUUUUAUUUAUUGUUAAACUGAAAGGCAUCUUUCAAUUUCUAAAUAUAUUCAUAUUGCUAACUAUACAGUAUGUAAGAACAUUUUUUUUCUUUAGUUGGCCAAACACUUGUGAUACAUUAAUAUAGAAGAUGGUAAUGUCUUUCUAUUUAAACUACACACACAGUGAACUGCAGUUAUUUCUGUCUGUGGAAUGUCUCUUGAGGUUAAUAUUGUCUGAAUGCCUUUACACAUUCAUUCUUUGUCAGCUCUGACUAAAACAAUCCAAAUAAACGCAUUAUGUUUACCAUUA
Molecule: messenger RNA, 2929 nt
Organism: Danio rerio (zebrafish)
Lineage: Eukaryota; Metazoa; Chordata; Actinopteri; Cypriniformes; Danionidae
Source: RefSeq, a predicted model, not a curated record